AACAUAACCUACUUAUUAAUUGUCAAAAUUGCCAAAUAUGAGUAAACUAAUUUUUAUUUUUUUUAAACGAUAUAACUCGGUUGUUGAAAUAGAAUAAAAAUAAACAAAUGUAUUGUGUAUUAUGUGUUAUUAAAUAGAGUUUGCGAUACUCAUAUAUGUACAUAGUGGUGCAACAUAAUCGUAAUUUUGAAAUGGGUAAUCAACUUGUUGGUAUUGCCCCUUCGCAGAUUUAUCCUGUGGAGCACUAUUUAACGGAAUUAACAGAUUUAAAAUUUGAUAUCAGUAUGGGAAGUACAAGAUUUUUAAAAGUGGCACGUGCAGAAUCACAGGAAGGUCUUAUUGUUGUUAAAGUAUUUGCUAUACAUGAUCCUUCACUUCCUCUCCAGCCGUAUAAAGACAGAUUAGAAGAUAUUCGAAUAAAACUGAGUUCUGCUGUGAACUGUUUACCAUUUCAAAAAAUAAUUGUUAAUGAUAGGGCAGGUUUAAUAAUUAGGGAAUAUGUUAAAUAUAGUUUAUAUGAUAGGAUAAGUACUAGACCGUUUUUAACUACUAUUGAGAAGAAAUGGAUUACAUUUCAAGUUCUCUAUGCUUUGCACCAGUGUCACAAAGUUGGAGUUUGUCAUGGAGAUAUCAAAUUAGAAAAUAUAACUAUUACUUCUUGGAAUUGGAUAUUGUUGGUGGAUUUUGCAUCAUUUAAACCAACAUUUUUACCUGAAGAUAAUCCUGCAGAUUAUUCUUAUUUCUUUGACACUUCUCGUAGACGUACUUGUUACAUUGCUCCAGAGAGAUUUAUGAAAACUUUGAAUUCUGACAGUUUAUCUAUAUUGACUGAAACUUUCUGUAAACCUGGUGAUCUCAAACCUGCUAUGGAUAUAUUUUCGGCAGGAUGUGCCCUUUUGGAGUUGUGGAACGAGGGUAGUCCAGUUUUUGACCUAUCACAGUUGUUAGCGUACCGAUCAGGUGACUAUUCACCUCAAAGGCACUUGGAUAAAAUCGAGGAUCCUACUUUAAGGUUGUUGUUGUCAAGUAUGAUGCAAAGGGAUCCCAAUCAACGUCUUUCUGCCGAAUUGUAUCUUUCUCAAGAGCGUGGAAGGCUUUUUCCUGAAUAUUUUUAUACGUUUCUUCAGCCGUAUAUGCAAAUUUUCUCGUCUACUCCUAUUCUUUCUUCUGAUGAAAAAAUUUCUCGACUCAAAAAAGACAUAAAAAACAUUUUUAAUUUCUUAAAAACCGGCAAAAACAAAGAGGAAGGGGAAACAGCACAAGAAAACGAAAAAGAGGACGUAUCUAGAUUAAAUUGUAUAGAUGACAACGGACUUGUAAUAAUUACGUCUUUAGUAACUUCUUGCAUAAGAGGACUUCAUGACUGCACUACCAAAUCUGAGUCGCUAGAAAUACUUCUCUUUUUAGCAGCACACGCGAAUGAAGAAGCUAUUUUGGAUAGAAUUUUACCGUAUAUUCUAUUUUUGAGCAGAGACCCAAAUCCGAGGGUCAAAGUAGCAGCAAUAAACACGGUCACCCAGUGUCUUACUCUUAUCAAACGGGUUCCGCGUUCAGACGCAAACAUUUUUCCGGAAUACGUUCUUCCCGAAUUGUCUCCCUUGGCUACAGAUCCUAAUACGAGUGUUCGGGCCGCCUACGCUAAAAAUAUUGCUACCUUGGCGGAAAUUGCGUUAAAAUUCUUAGAACAGACGCAAACGGACUGGUGCGAUACCAGGGAAAAUGCAGGAAAGCAACAGUAUAGCGGAGUACCGCGGAUUAAUUACGAGGUAGAAUUGCAGACCCUUCACGAAAUGGUACAACAGUCUGUAAGCACUCUCUUAACCGAUACACAGUCUAUCGUUAAACAAACACUAAUGCAAAACAGUAUAACGAAAUUAUGCGUUUUUUUCGGAAGACAAAAAGCUAACGACGUUCUACUUUCUCACAUUAUUACAUUUUUAAAUGAUAAAGAAGAUAAAGAAUUGAGAGGAGCCUUUUUUGAUUGUAUAGUCGGAGUCGCCGCGUAUAUUGGCUGGCAUUGCUCCACAAUUUUGACACCACUUUUAUUACAAGGAUUAACCGAUUGUUCAGAAUUCGUCACUACAAAAAGUAUAAAUGCCAUGUCUUUUCUCACGGAACUCGGUCUGAUAACAAAACCAUCCUUGUGUGAACUGGUCUCCGAAUGUUCUUCAUUCUUAGUACAUCCUGGUUUGUGGAUUAGGCUUGCAGUUGUAGGAUUUGUAUGUACAGUAGCUAAGAAUUUGUCCAUUUUAGAUGUUCAGUGCAAAGUAAUGCCUAUUUUGAGUAUGUAUAUGAAAUAUCCAUUAAUUCAGAUUGAAAGACCCGAGUUAGUAUUGGAGUCGCUAGUUGGUCCAAUCCCCAGAAGCGUCUUUGACAAUGUUAUAAAAUAUUCGGAUAUAGAUUUGUUAUUUGAAACAUUAAAAGAAAGACAGAAUGCCAGAUUUUUAGUUAACAGUGGACGUGUUCCAUCCUACACUGAUAUGAAUUCGUCUCUUAAAAGUUUGUUUAGGAGACUGGUAGCAGAUGGGAUGACGGAUUCGAUUGAAGACUAUUUGCUAAUGAUGAGCAGUCAUCUGCGAAAAAUUCACAAACACAAAACUAACGCAGAUGCUAAACAUAACAAACAAAUGGAAGGAAGGAUCGAGAUUAAUAGUAAUACUUCAAACGUAUGCGUUAAUGUUUUUAAUUUGGCCGAAAAUAGGAGCAAGUUGGAUUAUUCACAAAAAAGAAUUCAACAGGUUCAAACAAAUACCAACGCAGACUGGAGCAUGUUUACAAUAUCCAACUCUGACCAAAGCAAUUCUGGAGGUUCCCUCUCUAAAUUUAAUUUGGGAAGUAGAUCUUCCUCGCCCCUUCCGGAAAGUCAACAUCAGUUUUCAGGAAGUAAUACUGGAAACAUUAGUUUACAUGAAAAAUCCUACAUACAGUAUAGAACACCAAAUUGUAGCACAGAGUUAAGAAAUUUGCUAACUAGACAACAAAUGCAUUUUUUAAAAGCAGUUAGGAGUAAAGAAUGGAAUGAACAGGCUGCAUGGCAACCUCAACUGCCACCUCCAGGCUGGCGUUUACGUGGUUCUUUGGUGGCCCACCUUCACGAACAUCGGGGUUCAAUAACUUCUCUGGUUUCUUUUCCGUCAUCUCCGUUGUUCGCUAGCGCUUCUGUGGAUAGUUACGUACGUAUAUGGGAUUGUGCAAAAAUGGAGGGCAAAAACAUAGCCAAUCGAUCCAAACAAAGUUAUAGAACAACGGGAAGUGUCGCAGCAAUGACAAUAUGUGAAAACGGACAGUCUUUAGCUGCUGCUACUCACGACGGUUCCGUGAUGGUCGUAAGGGUCGAUGCCAAUAGCAAAAUGUCUCUAGUACAGUCUCGUCAAGUAGACCGAGACGAAGACGGUUGCGCUGUGGACGUUCAGUGCUUUGAUUCGGGUCCCCAAAAUCUCCUGGUUUAUGCGACUCUUUAUGGAUCGAUUGUAGGAUGGGAUUUACGGGCUCCUGGAACUGCAUGGCGUUUAGAAAACGGUCUUAAGAAUGGCGUAAUAACUAGUUUUUGCCUUGAUUACUAUCAUAACUGGUUGACGCUGGGUACCAGCAGCGGUUACCAUAUCGCUUGGGAUAUGAGAUUUCAACUGCCUAUCACGUCAAUAGAACAUCCGUCAGGUGCUCGAAUUAGGAAAGUCAUCAGCCAUCCUACAGAACAUUCCUGGAUAAUUUCUAGCGUUCAAGGAAAUAACGAGAUCUCCAUGUGGAAUUUAGAAACAGGUUUUAGACAAUGCGUGCUUUGGGGAAGCAGUUCUCCGCCGUUAUCGAAAACCCACAUGAUCAACCACAGUGUGUGUGCUAUGUUGUCUGGAUGUAUAGAUCGGUCGGGCUUUUUAUUGGCUGGAGGAACGGAUCAACGUGUACGCUUUUGGAAUUUGCAUAGUCCUACAGAAUCGUGUUUAGUCAUUCCAUCUCCGAACGAUAACAUAUCAGGAACGCCACUAACUUACAAGCAUAGACUGAUAGAUGGGACAAGUGUUAUACAAGAAGUCGUGGGACAAUGUUUGGGACGCGGUACAGGCAGUAAGAGCGACGAGGUACCAAGAGCUGGACCAGAGCCUCCGCCUCCAGGACAUAGAGACUGUAUCUCUGAUAUUGCUCUCUGUAAAGCAUCGCAGUGCUUUUUACUAACUGCAUCUAGAGAUGGAGUUAUAAAAAUAUGGAAGUAAACUGUUCCUUUUUUUAUUGUUUUCCUUUUUAAAUAUUUCAGUGUUAAUUUUUAAAAUUUAUCAUAUUAUGUAAGAAUGUAAGAAAUAGUUUUUAGAAAUACAAAAUUGUUGAUUUAGAAGUA
Molecule: messenger RNA, 4330 nt
Organism: Agrilus planipennis (emerald ash borer)
Lineage: Eukaryota; Metazoa; Arthropoda; Insecta; Coleoptera; Buprestidae
Gene: Vps15
Product: phosphoinositide 3-kinase regulatory subunit 4
Exons: 15
Coding region: 156-4208 (1350 amino acids)
Biological process (GO): macroautophagy; late endosome to vacuole transport; autophagy of peroxisome
Cellular component (GO): late endosome; phosphatidylinositol 3-kinase complex, class III, type II; nucleus-vacuole junction
Molecular function (GO): ATP binding; protein serine/threonine kinase activity; protein binding
Source: RefSeq, a predicted model, not a curated record